AUGGUAAUAGAGUGCCAGAACCAGGAAACUGCAGACUGGCUGAAAGGAAUUGUUCCGAGUAUCAAGCCAUGGGAAACAGCUGAUCUGAUGGUUGUUGAUAGUGAAUCUAUCCCGAGACCAAAAAUUUUAGCUGUCUUCUUUCCCAAAAGUGAGAAAAACGACAAUGAAACCAUAUUGGCUCUGGUUGAAGGCCAUAACGACAUUGCCACUGAUUCUUGGAGGGUGUUAAAGCGCAAGCCCAUCAAGAAUCAUGUGCAGCUUAUCCUGUCAGUAGACGAAGCGUCAGCGAAAAAAAUCGCUGAUUGGAACUACAAACUGAAUUAUAAAUUCGGAAUUAUAUACCCGCGGAAAAUCAGGGCUGGUCGAAAUUUCAAAAGCGCCAGGCCUGAAUCCACAAAUAAUGCUGUAAUCGCCGAAAAAGUUCUGCCUUCACUACCGAGUGAUAGCAAAAACCGGUGUAAACAGCCUGUUCAAGGGAGCACACCUGAGGGAGAGCAAAACAAGCACUCAAUGGUACCCUUGAAUAAUCACCGUACGCAGGGGGAGCGAAAGAAGCCCCCGGGAGCAAAGCUGUACCGAGAUGGACGACAAGAACAUUAA
Messenger RNA from Wyeomyia smithii (pitcher-plant mosquito), 600 nucleotides. RefSeq lists its product as uncharacterized. Bases 1 to 600 code for a protein of 199 amino acids. The transcript has a single exon. NCBI's taxonomy places the organism in Eukaryota, Metazoa, Arthropoda, Insecta, Diptera, Culicidae. The record is from RefSeq and is a predicted model, not a curated record.